UGUGAGUCAGGACACCUGACACAGGCCUUCAUGCUGCUCGGUAGUAACGGUAGCACGGAGUGUAGAGUUACCGGGGCCCGUUGCUACAGCAAUGUUGCUGAGCAACAUCCGAUAACAUUAAAGACUGUUGAGAUCAGGUUAGAGGAGAGGCUCGCGACUUUCUGUGCGUGUGUGUGUGUGUGUGUGUGUGUGUGAAGGUUUCAGCACCCUGGACAGCGGCCGGGCCCAGUGGACAGUUCCAGUUCUGACAGAACUCAUGGAGAUCAUGGAUGGACUCAGCAGCAGCUUCCAGGACUCUGUAACAGACUGCGUGUAGAGGAAUGUUCAGGAAGAUCAACAAUGUGUUCCGUCCAAACCAUCACGGACACAGAGGGCGGGAUGCGGGUUUUGGUGGCGGGGUUCGGUCCGAGCAGGACUACCACAACGCCUGCACCGUCCGGCUGGUCCGCAGCACCUCCAUGCUGGUGGUGGGUGAGAGGAGUCAGGCUGCGGCCGAGGGCUCGACUCUGAAGCGGAGCAAGAGCACCGUGAGCAUCGAGUCCACCCUGUACUACUACCAGAGGCACGAGGACAGGAUAUGGCUGUACUCGCAGAACCAGAACUGCCUGGAGUACCUGGAGGCCCUCGUGGCCUUGAGACGGCAGUACACGAAGAGUGUGAGUGACUUGAAAAGUACCGACAGCAAGGCCACGGUGUCCUCCAAGAAGAAGCCGGCGCCGCCGCCGCCUAAGACGGAGGAACCGAUAUCCAGAGCCAAACCUUCCGCCCCUCCGGUCCCGGACGAGGAGGACACUCUGCAGUUCUUUGACGCGGUCAUCGCCAGCUGCGACAGCGAGCCUCUGCGCAAACCGUACACCGACGAUGGACACGCAGACGUGGACUUCAUAGUGGCCUCCAGCUCGGCCGAACACGACCUCCACUCUAACUGGGUUCUGCGGGUUCCUCGGGUCGUGGACGGCUCCGAGCAGAAAGCGGUUCCAGACUGUGCCAAAGACAGCUCCAAGAAGAAGAAGAAGAAAAACCAGAGCGGGUCCACGAGCAGUCGGCUGCAGCUGCAGAGGAACCCGAUCCAUCUGCCCAAAGUGGUGCAGAGUGCAUUCCAGACUCUGCGCUUCAAGCCCAAAUUAAAAAAGCAGUGAAGCCUGAUGGACAUUUGACACGAGCCGCAGUAGAACUCAGCCUAGUUUGUAUGGACGGACACCAUCAGGACAAUUAGCAUCUACAUGAAACAUUUAAAGGAUGUUUAACGACGUGAAGGUAGUGGAGUUAACUCCUCUUGGUCUCAAAUGUUCCACAGCAGACAUGACAGACUCGUCUUAGUAAGAAAUCCACAAUGAGUCAGCACCGGGACCCUGAAACUGAAGCAGCUAAAUGGAAUCCAGCCAUCAUUCAUUGGUAGAAGAACAUAUGUACAACAUUUGCAACGUAGAAACGUGAAACAUCAAAACGUUUAGCUCAACUUGAACUCCUCAUCUAUUAUUUUCCCUUUUAAAUAUUUCAUAGUUUCUGAAAUAUUCUCCUUUUUUUCUUUGUUACUUGUUUGACCGUUCGAUCUUGGACUUUUUUUAAAGGUUUUUCCAACUCUCAUCUACUCCGUGACAUCAUCACAUCUCUCAUACAUUUCGGCCACGAUUCGACUUUUUUAAAGUCGAAAUCCAAUUAAAACUUUUUCAGCUUCAUUUGAAGGCUAGUUAAAAUGUUAAAGUGGAAUUAGAGAAACCUCAUUCAUGCACUCACAUUCAAUUUAAACACAUUGAUUACAUUUUUUUCAUCUUUCACACUUUUUUACACAAUUGCAGUUAAAUUUUAAUGCAGCUCGGCACCUUCUCCUCUCUCACGGCAUCAAGAUUCAGCUGCUUCUUCGGUUCAGCUUCCAGCUGAUGCACCAUGCUUUGCACUUUCCCAACACGUAAACUUACAUUUGGCUGGAAAACCUUAAAACGUUUUUCAGACAUUAAGGGUAAUAUUUCCCACUCUCAUCUCUUCAAAAACCUUCAGCCUCUUCUUCAACAAACAAAUUAAAGCCAGCGAUGUGGUAUGCAUCAGCUUUUCAACAUCCAGACUCCUGCCUUCUAGUUUUAUUUCCUCUCCGGUGUCAUUUGUUUCAAGGAUUUUCUCAACAACUGCAGAU
This is a messenger RNA of Larimichthys crocea (large yellow croaker), 2131 nucleotides long. RefSeq names its product chromosome 9 C13orf42 homolog (gene c9h13orf42). Lineage: Eukaryota; Metazoa; Chordata; Actinopteri; Sciaenidae. The record is from RefSeq and is a predicted model, not a curated record. The transcript is spliced from 3 exons. The coding region runs from base 321 to 1139 and encodes 272 amino acids.